AGAACCGCUUUUCGUUCGGCCCGUGGAGGGAUGGGGGAGUAGAUUUCUCAGCUUCGUCUUUCCACGUCGGAGCUUAUAAAAGAUAUUCGGCACAGCUUGGACGUUUAGUGUCGGAACGAACGGCGAGAAGUGGCGAGGAGUAGAAGAAGAAGAAUAAGAAGAAGAACAAGAGGAAGAAGAAGAAGAAGAAGAAGAAGAAGAAGAAGAAGAAGAAAGGAAGAAGGUGUUUCGAACUUUACCUUUUUUGGAUUCUGACGACUAAAAAAAAGGAAGAAAAGGGAGAACAAGAAAAAGAAGAAGAAGAAAAAGAAGAAGGGGAAGGAAAAAACUAAAUAAAAUGGACGAGGAACAAGUACAAACUGAGCAGUAAACCGACAGACAAGUUUAAAAGGAGGAAGUGAGCCAUGUCGAAGAUGGUUGCCAAUGAAAAAUAAACCAUUGAUUGACUCUGCCACGUUAUUUCGAUACGCACGUUCUGGCAUAACCUAUUGCUCAGGAGAGCUUUCUCAAUGUUUGACUCCACUAAAUCCGGAAGGAUCGAAAAGGAAAAGGUCAGAACGAUUCUCAAUACAUUAGGACACACAUUUGACGACCAUGAACUCGAAGUAUUACUGAAACAGGAAGACGAAGACGGAAGCGGUAAACUGGAUUUUGAUUCGUUUUACCGAGUGGCAACGCAUUUUCAAGAAGAGGACGACGAGGCGCUUCAAAAGGAACUCAAAGAAGCUUUCCGUUUAUACGACAAAGAAGGAAAUGGUUAUAUACCGACCAGCUCACUUCGUGAAAUCUUGGCAGCUUUGGACGAUCAAAUAACGCCUGAUCAAAUGGACGGCAUGAUCGCUGAAAUUGACACCGACGGUUCCGGUACCGUUGAUUUUGACGAAUUCAUGGAAAUGAUGACCGGUGACUGAGACCAAGGGAUAGGAUCCCUCUCGAAGGAUAUUUUCUUUCCAAUUAAUUUAACAAAGCUGUGCCUUCGCAAUGCAAAUCAAUAUCGCCUUCCUUGAAAAUAUUAUUUAUUGUAAUCAUUUCGGUGCUUCCGUAUUACACGAUACGAUGCUCGUUAAAUUAAUUUUAAGCUGAAUUAAAAUAAUAAUAUAUGUAUGUGUGUGUGUGUAUGUAUGCACGCUUAAGCGUAGGACGUAUCCUCGCAUCGAUGCAAUAAAAUGUACGAUAGAAUUUUACGAAAAAGAAAAAAAAAGAAAACAAUACAGCGAACAGCAUUCGAACGAAUCGAUAUAAAA
Messenger RNA from Vespa crabro (European hornet), 1244 nucleotides. It is a transcript of the gene TpnCIIb, whose product is annotated as troponin C-like. The transcript is spliced from 6 exons. Gene Ontology annotation, molecular function: enzyme regulator activity; calcium ion binding. NCBI's taxonomy places the organism in Eukaryota, Metazoa, Arthropoda, Insecta, Hymenoptera, Vespidae. The record is from RefSeq and is a predicted model, not a curated record. The coding region runs from base 510 to 911 and encodes 133 amino acids.